AUGGCGCCGCAGGGAGUUGAGUUCCCCAUCGAAGGGGGUUGUGACUGUGGAGAAGUGCGGUACUCUAUGAUGACCGAGCCGAUGAUUGUUCACUGUUGUCACUGCCGAUGGUGUCAGAGGGAGACUGGAGCUUCCUUUGCGCUCAACGCCAUGAUUGAAACUGAGAGGCUGAAACUUCUGAAAAAUGAACCGGAAUACAUCACCGUGCCGAGCGAAAGUGGCGCCGGGCAAAGCAUCGCACGCUGUCCAAGAUGCAAGGUUGCUGUUUGGAGUGUUUACCUCGAUAACCCAGCCAAUGUAAAGGCACACAUUCGCAUUGUUCGGGUGGGGACCCUGGACAAUCCAGACCUACUCCCUCCGAAUGCCCACAUCUGGGCUUCUGAGAAGCAACCUUGGAUCAUCCUCUCGGACAAGGUCCCCGUAUACGAACGCAUGGAUUAUAACGAGGAAGACGUGUGGUCCAAGGAAAGUCUCGAAAGGUAUCGGGCCAUCGAGGCACACGACGACACUGCCCAAUAG
Fonsecaea multimorphosa CBS 102226 is the source of this 519-nucleotide messenger RNA. RefSeq lists its product as uncharacterized. The record is from RefSeq and is a predicted model, not a curated record. Bases 1 to 519 code for a protein of 172 amino acids. Lineage: Eukaryota; Fungi; Ascomycota; Eurotiomycetes; Chaetothyriales; Herpotrichiellaceae. The transcript is spliced from 2 exons. Gene Ontology annotation, molecular function: carbon-sulfur lyase activity.